This is a messenger RNA of Olea europaea var. sylvestris, 1106 nucleotides long. RefSeq names its product vacuolar protein sorting-associated protein 2 homolog 2. The record is from RefSeq and is a predicted model, not a curated record. The coding region runs from base 173 to 832 and encodes 219 amino acids. NCBI's taxonomy places the organism in Eukaryota, Viridiplantae, Streptophyta, Magnoliopsida, Lamiales, Oleaceae. Gene Ontology annotation, biological process: endosome transport via multivesicular body sorting pathway; late endosome to vacuole transport; protein transport. The transcript has 11 exons. Gene Ontology annotation, cellular component: ESCRT III complex; multivesicular body.
CACGAAUCCCGAGGGACAAUAGUAUCGGACCCACCCACUCACUCUUCAGUUGCAGUGUGACCAGAAAUCUCUCCCAAAAUCUUGAACAAAAAUUUCAAGAAUUCUUCAAUCCCAUAACCCACCCACUCAAGGAAUCUAGCAAGAAUUCACCAGUUCCCUGUUUUUCAAAAUCAUGAAUCUUAACAUUUUCAAGAAAAAAACUUCACCCAAAGAUGCACUGCGGACCAGCAAACGGGAAAUGGCGGUGGCCACCAGAGGCAUUGAACGGGAGAUUGCAUCUUUACAAAUGGAGGAGAAUAAAUUAGUUGCAGAGAUUAAGAAAACGGCUAAAACUGGAAAUGAGGCUGCCACCAGAAUUUUAGCUCGUCAACUAGUUCGUCUGCGGCAGCAAAUAACAAAUUUGCAAGGAAGUCGUGCCCAGAUCAGAGGCGUGACAACUCAUACACAGGCCUUAUAUGCCAGCACUUCAAUUUCAACGGGAAUGAAAGGUGCAACCAAAGCAAUGUCUGCCAUGAACAAGCAAAUGGCACCUGCGAAACAAGCUAAAGUGAUCAAAGAGUUCCAGACACAGUCAUCACAGAUGGACAUGACGAUUGAAAUGAUGUCAGAAGCUAUUGAUGAGACAUUGGACAAAGAUGAGGCUGAAGAAGAAACAGAAGAACUUACUAAUCAGGUGCUCGAUGAGAUUGGUGUUGACAUUGCAUCACAGUUAUCCUCGGCACCGAAAGGUCGGAUUGCAUCAAAGAAAGUUGAAAAUAAUGUUGUCCCUAGUUCUGCUUCUGCUGAUGUUGAGGACCUCGAAAAAAGGCUGGCAUCUCUUCGACGAAUAUGAGAUUGAAAAGAAACAACGAGGUUCUCUUCUUAGUUCUGCUAAUGCUCUGUCAUUGAUCUUCCACAGAUAUGGAUGGCCAAGAAAUCAUGGAGCAUUGGAACACUUCUCUUAUAAAAUAUAUGUAUAUCAAGUGUUUGAAUAGAUUCAUAAAAAAAUUGUGAAAGCAAGAAGACUACAGUGUCUUUUGGAGCUGUUUAAUCUUAUCUAGUAUUGUAUAUUAAGCGUAUCAAUGUUACCAGACAUUUGUCUCAUAUUAUUAACUAAAUUUUUAUAA